Messenger RNA from Monopterus albus (swamp eel), 7523 nucleotides. RefSeq names its product HIVEP zinc finger 3a (gene hivep3a). The transcript has 8 exons. Gene Ontology annotation, biological process: regulation of transcription by RNA polymerase II. NCBI's taxonomy places the organism in Eukaryota, Metazoa, Chordata, Actinopteri, Synbranchiformes, Synbranchidae. Gene Ontology annotation, cellular component: nucleus. Gene Ontology annotation, molecular function: DNA-binding transcription factor activity, RNA polymerase II-specific; RNA polymerase II cis-regulatory region sequence-specific DNA binding. Bases 1367 to 6697 code for a protein of 1776 amino acids. The record is from RefSeq and is a predicted model, not a curated record.
AUUUUUAAAUAACCACAAAUGCUUCCUUUUUGAAUGCUUUGUAAGCUACAUGAUAUUUGUUUAGAAUGUUUUGCCCGGAAAUGCAAAGUACUGUUUCUCUGGUAGUGACAGUGGGAAUGAUAGCGCGGUGGCAAAGUGCAGCAUCAACUUUAAGGAGGAUACUUUCCGUCCUGUUUCCACCAGAGCAUCUGGACCAUUCACGUUAUUAUCCGGUAGGCUAACUGCUACUUCUGCAGCACCGCCUGGUCUCAUCAGCUACCUGCAAGGAGGGGCAAGAGAGCCAUAUAUCGGGAGCUGGAGGUGUUACGAUAAAUGAGCACAAUUAUUGUUAUCUGUGCUGUGUGACGUGUUGCUGAAUAGGCUAUGCCAGUAUCAAGUUGGUUACAAUGAAAUAUGGCGUCUCCGGUUAUUAAAAUUGUAGCCUUUAGCUAUGAAGACACGACCCACAGGAUGAAAACAGUUGAACUGUGCAUUUAAAACAUCAGUGAAAGGCAAAUUCUUACAAGAGGGCUCGAAGCACAAGUAGCACAGCAGGUUGUAUACCUUGGCAUUUGAGUUAACCACAGUUUCGUCGACACCCAAGGGUUGCAUAGUUGCAGCUUUCAGAUUUUAUUUUGAAGGCCAGAUUUCCUGUCUCGCCAUGAAGAACCUCGGCUGACUUGACGCAGAACUUGAAGCCCUGGUCACACCGCAGGGAAGUGAAGUUGAGCAUCCUGCAGGGGGAGCACAGCUCUCUAUUGAUCGAGCUCUUUGUCACCGCCCCCGGUUCCCGCCAUCUGCUGUCCAGGCAAGACUCAGCACAUCUCAAGCCCAUGGAGAGGGCAGAAAAGAGUGUCGGCUUGUGAGAAGUGCAGACUGGUGACCUGUCCAGGGUGGACCCCGCCUCUCGGCCAAUGUCAGCUGGGGUUGGUUCCAGCCCCCUGCAACCCUCUUCAGAAUAAGCGGUAUAGAUAAUGGAUGGAUGGAUAAUAAAUACUGUACCAUAACUGUGUAUAAGAUCUUGAUGCUGAGAAGAUGAGAAGAAUCAUAUAGUCACCUGAGUCAACUAAGCAUCAGGGUGUGUGACAGCAAGACUGGUUGAAUGCUUCGUGAUGGGAUUGUUUAUGGCAACAUAGCAGAGGACUUCCUUGACAGCACAUGACCUAUCGGCUUCUUUUUUUGAUGCUGCCAUUCUACAUCUGAUGGUACUUUUCCUUUGACUAGCAAUAAAGAUAUAGUAACACAAGUGAAAAUUAUGCAGACUGAAAGUCAACUAGAGUGGAUAUAAUUUGAUCAAAGUCACCCAGUUAAUGAUUUGGCUUGAACUCUGUAGCCUGGCACAGGCAGACGCAUCCCAAGUGUCUACCUGAGGCUGUCCUUCCAUUUUAUGGAGGCCUUGCAUAGUCGCCUGACAACUGGGGAGCAGUCCGGAGGUCAAGAACAUUGUCAGUCAGAGUCUCCUCACCGAGGACUGCAGUCAAAGUCUUCCUCCCAGCCCCGUCCGCAGCAACAGCUAGGGAAAACUGGCUCCCCAAAGCCCCAUGGCACACCACAGCCACGCAAACAGUCCAGAAGACAGAAUCCUGAACGCAAGCGUUUCAGGAGCCAGCGACAGAGCAUUGACUCAAAUACAGUCCCGGAGCACAAACAUGAAACAACAACAGCAACAAAAGCAACCACAGAUUCUAGCUUGUCACCAGGAGCCCUGCCUUCCUCAGCAGGUGGCCUUACCCAGUCUAAACCAGAAAUCCAGGAGGGUACCCCAAAACAGAAACAAGAGCGUAGGCCUCAGAGACCUGGAAAAUAUGUCUGCACUUACUGUGGCCGUGCAUGUGCAAAACCUAGUGUGCUUCAGAAACAUAUUCGCUCCCACACAGGUGAAAGACCCUAUCCCUGUGCCCCAUGUGGCUUCUCUUUUAAGACCAAGAGUAAUCUGUACAAACACCGCAAAUCACAUACCCAUAAGGUGAAGGCAGGUCUAGCACUUGGGGAGCCAAGAUCUUUAGAGGAGCAAGUCACUGAGUCAGAAGAUGAAACUAGACAGCUAUCAUCAGCCUCUUCCCAUACAGAAAGACAAGGCAAUGUAGUUGCAAUCACGAGCUAUGAAACGGACCGGUCCAAAGAUUGCCCUGCAGGUAAAGAUGACUCCUUUGCGGUGAAAAAGAGACUGGCCCUGCGUCUAAGUAGAGGAAAACAAGGUUUAUCUGAUGAAAAUACCUCAUCUCAAAUUUUAGGCAGUAAAGGCAGCACAGAAUCUGGCUAUUUCUCUCACUCUGAAAGUACUGAGCAAUCACAGGACAGUCCACCAAACACAAGUGCCAAAAGCUAUGCAGAGAUCAUCCUCGGCAAAUAUGGACGCCUCGAACACCUACAGAGGAUGUCUCGUCAUCAUAACCAGCAGCCUUCUGGUCAGGAGGACAAAAGCAUCCCAUUCACAGUGCCCAAGAAGCAGGUCAUUGAACACAUUACCAAACUUAUCACCAUCAAUGAGGCAGUGGUGGACACCAGUAAAAUUGACAGUGUAAAACCAAGAAGAUUCUCACUUUCCAGAAAGAAUAGUUCAGAGUCUCAAAAGGGUCUGACUAUGAAAGAACCACUUAUUCCUAGCCCUAAAGCUGGAGAUCUGGGCUAUAAAACCAGCGGCUCUAUCACAAUGGGAGUUCCAUGCGAAAAAUUUCAUCAUCCAUCCCUAAAUGUUGAACAGCCAGCUGGCCAAACAUCCACUGCCUCUCUGGUGAGAAGUCACUCAAUGCCAUUUACAGCUAGUUCAUUUGAUGUCUCCACUGGUGGCCCCAGUAAAUUUCGCUUAAGUCAGUCCUUUGACGAACGCCAGCCUUUGGAAAAACAAUCAUCCCGUCGUUAUGGGAUGCUAAGACGGCAGCCAGCUAUUGAAAUUCCACUUGGUGCUGAUUUUACAGAAGAGGAACAUGAGUGUUCUCAUUCAUUUUACCCCGACAGCGUAACCACUGUGCCUGAUUACAAGCAAAGUCGAACGCAACCAUACAAAUGUGAGACCUGUGGCACUGCAUACAAAGAUUGGGAAGGUUAUAAAAAACACAAGACAAGCCUUUGCUUAGCACAUCAUACCAGAAAUGAGGUGGUAAGUAAUCCAACGGAGUCCUCACAACUCAUUAACAAUGCAAUCAGAGUUGGAGCUUCAGCAAUGCGCAAGAGGAGAAAAGAGGAAAGUUUUGAAUUCGAUGACCCCUCUUCUCCUCCAUUAGCUUUUCCUGCCCUCUUGCCAGGAAACUCUAGAGAUGAAACCCAUGUAGCUUAUGAGGGCUGUAGAAGACCUACACUGCAAACCUGUUCAGUAAUUCAACACACUAGUUCAUUUGAGAAACAAGAACCUUUGAACAAUGAGAAUCAAGGCACUGAGGCAACAAAAGACUCCGCACUUCAUGAGGAAUAUCAGCUGAUAACUCAGAAACAGCCCCAACUGCAGUCGACAAAAUUAGCAACUCGAAAGUUGGUCCGCCAACACGAUGUGCAAGUUCCCGAAAUACUGGUGACAGAGGAUUCCAACAUGAGCACAGAGACCUCAGUAGAGCUAACCUCCACAGCCAAACCUCCGGAGAAACCUGAUGAAUUUCAGUGGCCACAGAGAAGCCCCUCUCUGGCCCAACUCCCUAUUGAAAAACUCCCUCCAAAGAAGAAGCGCUUACGUCUAGCUGAGGCUGCCCAGUCAUCAGGGGAAUCCAGUUUUGACUCGGUGUCUCUGCCUCGUAGCCCUAGUCAGGACAGUAGUGCAUCUUAUGCAUCCAGUCGUUCCACAUCCUUUGAGGAGUCAAAUAGACCAGACAUGGAGAUAGCAUCAUCAGCACCACUGAGGAGAUCAAGAGCACCUCACAUGUUAACAGUGCCUGGGGUGCAUCAACACAGAGAGAUGAGGCGGUCAGCAUCUGAGCAGGCACCUCAUGACCCACAACCUAGUGUCCUAAUGACUGAAAGCCGCAGUAAGUCUUUUGACUACAGUUGUCUGUCCCCUGAGCGCUCUGCAGUUGGCUGGAGAGAAAGAAGAAAAUGUCUCCUUAUGAGACACACUGCCAUUCGAGACCCAGAUGAGGAGGAGCAGUGUACUAUCCUGAGCCAUAGUCCUGAACAUGUUGCACCUAGCACAUCUUCUCAAGCAAGCCCAUGUUCUGUGUACUCCAGCAGGGUCCCUACCUCUCCUUUAUCAGGUGACACAGUCUUGCAUAAUCCAGUAAGAUCACAAUGCAACGAGAUGACCUCUCAGUGGAAACCAAGUCAAAAUAUUCAGUUAACAGGUAGCACAGAUCUCUCAUUUGCUUGUGGUUCAUCUAUACAUCCUGUAACAAAGAAGGCCUCACACAUCCAUACAGGCCAGCUCCCUCCUAAAACAUCACAAUCCUAUCCUACACAUGGACCAUCAGGCGCAGCCAGAGCUCGCUACCUCCCCAUGUCUAGAGGGCUGAAGCUAGAAAUUCCCUCACAACAUGGUGAUUAUUCAGAAGGUGGAGUAAGUCACUCCCACAUCCAACAGUCUGUCCCUCACAUCACUUCCAGUCUGGAAUUAUUGAGGCCAGUCCCAUCUCCCUCAGUAGUAGUGCGUCUCCAAAUGGAGACCCUGACCCCAGCAUGUGCCAUAUACACUACCUUGUCUCAGUCCACCUCACCCAAACCCCAAGAGGCAGUUGCUGCUGUUUCACAUGAUAUUGGUAUCGCAACUGCUGAAUUUGGAAGUGCAAACCUUCAUCUGUGGGCUGAUAAUGGCCCAAAGUUAACAGGCUCAGGGGGAAACAAGCGCAUGCUUUCCCCUUCAAACAGUAUAGAGUUCCCUCCUGAGUCACAACAGCAGCAGAAACGAGUAAAAGAAGAAGACAGGGAGGUGGGAUGUGUGGACAAAUCAUCAGUGGACACUUGCAAUCAGAAGCUUAAACAGGAGGAUCAGUCAUGUCUAGCAAAUGUUUGCUCUCCAGUCACACAUGUUGGACCUUCAUUUCCCAGUCUGCUGUCAAACACCUGUAAUAGCUGGUGUUAUUUGAAUUACAUUAAGCCAAGCCCCUCUACUCUGGAUGAACAGAAACCCUCAGUGUAUUCAUCAUGGUCCACUACUGGCUAUGACCCCAACCCACCUGGCCUCUCCAGCAAGAUGGCUCUCUCUCUGCUGCACUGUAAGCAAAGACUCAGCCCUUCUAUAUACACUAUAUCCCCCAUGUCAGUCAGGACAUCUGAUUCAAUGAAGCAAGAGGACAACAGAGGUCCAUGCUCCACUGAGGUCUACAGCAACCAGUCAGACUCCAGGCACCAUGAGGGAACAAGGAAGAGACAACAGUCAGGAGAUGACAACAGGUCAAACAGAAAGGAGGAGAAGGAGAAAGAGGAGGAGGACGUCCACUCAUGUUCCAGAAAUAAACAACCUCCUCAAGUUUGGCUCUCCAAGGAGAGAUCAAAUGAGAAGCAUGGCGUUGUGCAUAGUGGAGGUGGAGGGAGGUGUCAAUGCGAGGAUUGUGGAAUGCACGUUAAGACUACCAGUGCACUACAAAAGUGCACCCUUCACUCCCCAGAAUCUCCAGACUGCAAACACUGUAAUGUCACAUUCAAAGGAGACUGUGAAGACCAGUCAGUUCACCCAGUUAAACCAAAAGGUCAUCAGUACUCUGAGCUGGGGAAAGGACCUGAUGAGGAGGAUAGCCACACAAACAAUAAGGAUGGUAGGUGUGAUGAAAGCACUAGGCCCAAGGUGGCUGAAAGCUCUCACGCUGCCUCUUCUGGCAGUGAGAAACCUCAUCUGGGAGAGCAGCUUAUGGCACCUGAGCCCAGCCAAUCCCUCCUGCUGACCUCCAAGGAUUCUACCCAGAAGAGCUCAGCCAGCACCAGGAGGGCCCUGUUUGCACGCAGACGCCUCGACGCUUCAACAUUAGUAUCCUUCAGAGAAUCCCAUUCUCAUAGCCCUCAGUCCCAGACUCCACGAAGGGAGCCGUCUCCACCUCGUAGCCUGUCGCCCAGGCCUCCCCAGUCCCCAGCUCCUUCAUCCUGCUUCUCCCCAUCCACUUGUCAUGUCUCCACCUCCCCACUGAGACCAGGCUCCCCAGUCAGAGGCCUUUCGCCUAUAAUAGUUCAGCCCCAGGAGUCGGGCUCCUCCAGACCCCCAGGCUGCCUGGCAGACACCUCUGCUCAGUGUCAAACCUGUCUUCACCCAGCAGAGCUUCCGUCUACAGCAAGACUGUUUGUGGAUGAGGUUGGUCUGACCCACAUCACCCCAAAUCCCACGCGGCUUCGGGGAGCCCACAAUCUCCUGAGUCACCUCCCUCUGCACUCCCAGCAGCUAGGCAGGGCCUCGAGCCAACUGAUUCCCAUCGGAGGGAUUCACAUGAUUCAGCCCAGGUCCCCCCUCCCUCUUUACAACUUGGUGAGCAGCCCCACAGAGGCCACAGCUAACCCUGCAGGGACAGGAACUUCCUGGAGACUAAGUGACACUACAAGGUUUUCUCUGCUACAGCAUCAGGAUACUCUCAAAGAGCCGUCACCCAGCAGCCGAGCCAGCUCCCCGGAUCCCGAUGCAUUAGGGGCAACAUCCAGAAGCAGCCAAUCAGAUGCUCUGUCACACAGAAACAAUGAAGGUUUUGAUGUCCAACAAGUGUCCAGUCUUGGGACAGAGACAAGACAUCUUGAAGGGAGAACAGGCGCACAUGUUAGAGAAGGGUGUCUUAACCCGGAGACCACCCAAGGCCAAAAACAGGCUCCUCCCUCCUAGACACAGCUCUGAUAGGAGGGGGAGUCUGAAGGGACAGUGCAAAAGACUAAAAAGCAGAGUCUACGUGUGAAAACACUACACUGGGUUAGACUCAGAGGACAAACGACAAGAGCACUUGAGCACCGCUCCUGAAUGACACUUAUGUAAUUAUCUGAAUUAUAUAUAUAUAUAUAUGUGUGUAUAUAUAUAUAUAUACAUACAUAUUGCUUUAGAUAUAUAGUAUGUUUUGUAAAUCUUUUUUUACCCUCUCGUUUGAUGUCAUUGUUAAUUUAUUUAUGUGCUAUUAUGCAAACUCUGUACAAUAUGCAAAAGCUGCUGGAAUGAAAAUAGGCAAAGUUUUAAUCAGUUUCUCUAUUAACCCUUUGGACAGCUCUAAUAUAAUAUUGCUGUGUUAAUGUACUGUAUUAACAAAAUGGAUAUAGAAAGGUACUACAAAUAUUUAUUCACCCCGACCAGUAUUUUGAAGUGCAAUUUUAUGUCAAGAUUGUGAUUUGAGAUGUCAUUCUUAAAGGCUGUGAUUAUUAAUAUGAUUUGUCACUUUUGUUGUUGUUGGUGAUGUUGUUGUCUUUGUGUUUGAAGAAGCAGGGUUACGAUCACCUCCUUUUCUAAGCUCUUUAAGAAAAGAAGUUUCAGAUCAAGACUUUUGGAGUGCACUAACAGCUGAUUUGAUACCCAGAGGACACUGGUUCACCUACAUGGUAGCUACAGUUUUUUUUUCUUAAACAGAUACAUGUAUUUUUGUGUUGUUGCUUUUAUAAAUGAUACAACCACUCGUCAUUUUCAUGUUUACCAUUAAACUUCUCAUUUUUACAGAUUUAUAUUAAAA